This is a messenger RNA of Plutella xylostella (diamondback moth), 1189 nucleotides long. RefSeq names its product co-chaperone protein HGH1 homolog. The record is from RefSeq and is a predicted model, not a curated record. Lineage: Eukaryota; Metazoa; Arthropoda; Insecta; Lepidoptera; Plutellidae.
CAUGUUUUGGUAAAUUUUCUGUCAUCACAUGUGUUUAUCGAAAUCUAAAUUUUACUAAUUUUAAAUUAAAAUAAUGUCUGCUGACCCAUUAAACGAGCUAGUGCAGUUCCUGCAACCAGAAUCGAGACUAGAUUUGAAACAUAUAUCGGUGGACCAUUUAGUAGGGCUUUCUGGAGGGGACGAAGGUGUAAAGACACUGCUGAAGAACGAAAGAGUAAUCGGGUCUAUAAUCGAACUUACAGACGAUAAAGUCGAAGAAAUCGCUAAAAAUGCCCUUCUAAUACUCGUCAACGUCACAGCCCAUCCAGACGGAGCUAAAGAGAUCAUCAAAUACAAGCCAGACUUGCACAAAAAUGUUAUUGAAUUACUUAUAGGUUAUGUUAUGAAUCCGAACAAAAAGGAUGCUGAUGCGGCCUGCAUGGUGCUCUCCAACAUCACGAGGCUAGAGGACGAGCUGGAUCUCUGCCUCGAGACAUUCAUGCCACAUUUGAACGACCUAUUGACUGUCUUUGCAAAUGUUGACUUCAACAAAAAAGGAUCAAACUUAAACUACCUAGCACCAAUGUUUAGCAACCUCAGCCGAAGCCCCAGAGUACAAAAAUGGCUAACAGAAGAGAACCCUCACAUUCCACUGAUCAAACUGCUACCAUUCUGCAAUUACGAACAUUCUAACAUAAGACGUGGAGGGGCUAUAGGCACCGUACGUAACAUUUCAUUUUCGGCUGAAUACCACAACUUCUUACUCAGUCUAGACUUGGAUUUGCUGACGUACCUGCUGACACCGCUAAUGGGCAACGAGGAGUAUCCAGAUGAUGAGAUGGACACUUUACCAAUAGCAUUACAAUACUUACCCAAAGAGAAGAAACGGGAAAACAAUGUAGAUAUACGUCAAAUGGUUGUUGAAACACUGAACAGGCUUUGUUCUAAGAAGAAUAACCGAGAAAUUUUAAGGAAGAAUGGUGUUUAUUACGUGCUAAGGGAGUACCACAAGUGGGAGAAAGAUCCUAAGGCGUUGCUGGCGUGCGAGAAUGUUGUGGACAUUUUGAUUCGCAAAGAAGAAGAGAUUGGUCUAGAAGACAUCAACUCGGUUGAGGUACCGGAGGAUAUGACGGAGAAAUUUGAGAAGAUGGAUGAGGAGUUUAUAAAUAGUGUAAAUAAUGAUGAAUAAAUUUUAUUUUUUGUUACUGUU